Anopheles moucheti is the source of this 2417-nucleotide messenger RNA. RefSeq lists its product as uncharacterized. Lineage: Eukaryota; Metazoa; Arthropoda; Insecta; Diptera; Culicidae. The coding region runs from base 252 to 1739 and encodes 495 amino acids. The record is from RefSeq and is a predicted model, not a curated record. The transcript has 8 exons.
GCACAGUAUACAUGCCAUCUUCUCUCUCACUUGUACUACUGAUAGCAAAGGUCAUAAAAAGAUCAGCCAACUGCUCGGCGGCAGCAUAACGAAACCACCGAGUUCAAAAGUUUGGAGACCACCAACCCAAGAACAACACUCAAACGCAACCAAACGAACACAAGAAAGGGUGCAUAAUCGAAUUCAGCUCAUCACCAUCAGCCGGGAAAGUGGUUCACAGUGGAGUUUAGAGUUUUCAGAACUCAUCAAAAAUGGAUCAGUCCUCGGCGGUCGGAGCCACAGCGGUUUCGUCCUCGUCGCUUUUCACCACUCCCAACGUGCUGACACAAGCGCCGGACGCAUCGCACAGCAGUGACAUGGAGUGCAUCGAGGAGAAUGUGAUCAUUGAUGAAAUAACCGAGGCAGAACCAACCUCCGUCACACUUCGUUUCUGCAAACGUAAGUUUCUUCGGCCAUACGUUAUCAUACUAGCAAUCGCUGGGCUUCGGCCCAGCUCCAGCGAUGUAGAGUUGCUUGGCCGAUGGGUUGGACAUCUGCAAACUAUUCUGGUGCUGCUGCUUCUUAUCAUUGGUUACGUGUUACAAUUUAUGUGUGGCUUCAGACGAGACCAUGGGCUUAUAGAAUCAAACGAAUCUUUACCCAUCCCGACCACACCGGCAGGAUGGUCAACCACCACACCGACUCCAGAAACCGUCAAACUAUUUUCCAACUGGACAAUACGGAAUCAGACAUCACAUAGUACUGAAGGAAGCAGCAACACAACACUAAAUACAGACCAAGAACACCUUGGCAUGUUGGCUUCGGGCGAGGCCAUUUUCAUCUAUCUCGUUCCUGCCUUGCUGCAUCUCAAUGGCUACCUACUGGCGGUAUUCAUUUAUCGGUUCACCGAUAACGAACAAUUACAGAGUCUCAUCGAACGGGUCUUUAUCCUCUGCAGCAAUCCGCGUCGGUUGGUGUUGACACUUUGGCUCUACUUUGGACUGGGGCUGGUUUGGCUGGGCGUCUCCAUCGCGUACGUAACGCUGCUGGGAGUUGAUAGGAUCACCGUUUUCGAGCGUUUUUUAUCAUUCGGAUGGACUGGCAGCCUGACACGGUGGACCCAUACAGCCGAGGUGUUGAGAGCAUUGCUAGCGUUAACGCUGUUUUUCCACGAUCUCGUACAGAUGGUGGUGAUUGUGAGUUAUGGUUUAAUGUGUUACAUGUUGCGAUGUUAUCUGAAGGCGCUGAAGGAAAAGCUACUGCUGCAUACGAUCGAACCGCUGAACUGGAUGCGGGAAAUCUGCGAGUUCCGGAAGUUGCUUCACCAUCUGAACACAAAAAUCUCGCUGCCGGUCGCGAGCCUAACCGUGCUAAACCUCAGCUACGCCGUGUCGAGCGUGGCGCAUCUGUUCCACGAUAUGACGGCCUGUCCGAUUAACAUCUUCACCGCAAGCCUCGCCAACAUUCUGCUCUGGCUGGUCAUCGCACUGAUGCCGUUCUUCCAGGCCGCCAGCCUUACCGUCACCUGCCGUCAAACGCAAUCCUGCGGCCAUCUGAUAAGCAUUCGCCCGUUCGUUCACCGGAACACGUCGUCCGAAGAUUUGAACACCGUGCUGCUGUACGCGUCCUCGCUAAAGAUGUCAGCCAAAUUGUUCCGGAUGCCCGUCAGCGCCCACUAUCUGUGCUUUCUCGUGCUCGUCUGCUUCAUCGGUGUGCUAACGUUCGGAAUGUGCCUCAAUAUAUCGCUCGGUCCGCUGUAGGCGGGCGGUAGGAGUACAGUAUACUUCUGGCCACGUGACGGUGCUGGAGUUCCAAACAGCGUGGCCGGAAAUCGCACGCAAGGCACGGUGGAAUUUACCGGAAGGAAGUGGAACUUUCGUGGAAUUGGAUGAACUGACACGGACAGACGAUUCGGGCUGUUCGGCAGUAAGUGACGCCCCAUUUCAUGCACGUGGAAUUUCGGGCGAAUGAUCGUUUUGCGUAGGUUAGAAAGAACAGUUUAAAAAGAAUAACAAAAUCGAACCAAGCAGGAAGGUUGGUCCUUAUUUAUCGAACACAGACCGUGACGUACGGUUUGCACAGAUUUUUCUAUUUCCUUCCCGCGUACUCACUGGAUGAGAACGGCUGAGUUUAGUUUGAAUUGUGCCAAGUAAACGCUUUCGUUGAAGGUAACAGAUGUUUGAGGUCACACUGCUUGUACAGUCUGCACUGUGAAUAGCUUACAAACCGCAUAUGAUGCAUUUAUGUAUCCAAUUGAGAAACGAUAACACACCUUUAUACCCUUAAUGAUUAGGCACUUUAAUGAUACGUUACGCAUUAUUCCAAAUAAGUAACUACUUAUGCAUGUCGUCUAAUGCAUGUUUCAAAUUUUGCUAUUUAAUCGUUCUCUAUGUGCAACAGUACAUUUUAUUUAAAAAAUGAAAUAGUCGCACAUUGCA